UUGUGAGCUGGUAUGUGUGUCCCAGUUCCAGAACAUAUGCUAACAUAAAGAAAUCAGUGUGCAUAACGGUUUUGUGCAACAGGAAACAAACAGGAAAUGCUACAAUACGUGCACCAAUGCAUCUCAGCGCAAAUUUAGUUUCAAAAAUGCUUCUCCAAAGAUUGCUUUUGAGGCGUUCACAAACCACCAUCCGAUUUUUUUACUGUGAGAAGCUCCUCCUUUGUGCAAUGUAUUAUGGAAAAAAGUCUUAAGUAUGCAUACAGAGUUUUUUGAAUAUAUGUUGCCACUUUUCACUGAAAUUUAAGCUGCAAUUUAGUUAGUGAUUUCAUUAUCAAUUAACCAAUCAUUUUCUUGAUUAAUCACUUGUUGAAAAAAGUGUGAAAAUAGUGAAAAAUCUGAAUUUCCCAAAGCCCCGGGUGACACAACGCCAAAAAUAAAACCCUAAAACCCCAAAAUAUUGCGUUUGCCACCAUAAAAGAUGAUUAAAAACCAGCAAGCUGCCAUUCAAGUGUGGAACUGGGACACAACUAGUUUGUCUGAGGCUUGAAAAAGAGCCACACCUGGUUCCAGUUUCUGUGAUUGCUGCUGUGUGACACUCAGACUGUAGCCUUGUGUGAGACCAGUUCCAGACAAAAGCAUUCAAUGGCUCAACGUGAUGGCAGAGAUGAGAACAGCAUGUGUUCGAGCAGUAGCAUUAUGUCUAAUCUACAGUCCUCCUUUGCAAAUAAUCAUCCAGUAAAUCAUUUGUUAUCAAAAAUACAAUCCAUGAGGACACGAGAGCAGCUUUCUUCAGGGUUUUCUCUGGAAACCAACAGUUUGCAGGACACUGGAGGCCUUGACGAGAGCAGUGACUCCCUGAACCAGCUGGAGGAUGGCAGUCCUCCCACAGACAUGUCUUCAGCUCUCAGGUCGGUGGUCUUAAUGUGCAUGUUGGAUUUGAAAAAAAUGCACUCAUCUAUGCCCAAGCUGUUCUCAGCACCUCAACUUGAGAAGGAAAAACCAACUUGGUCUCCAUUAGAUGAUCACAAUGAAAACACAGAAGGGGCAGCAGAUCCAGCUGAGGAGGAAGUGCUGAGUGUAUCAUUCCAGUCAAAGUACAUUGACUUUUUCCCGUUGUAUCAGGACUACUGCCUGCAGGCAGUGAAAGAUGAUCUGCACAGACUGAACAAGAGUUACGUGUCUGAACUGAUAACGCCGCAGUAUGUGCAGGGUCUGCACUCACGUCUCAGCCCUCGCUGCCACUCUGUGGCUGCAUCUCCUCUGUUAAACCACCCUGAAGCAGCGCCACCCUCACCUCUACCUCACCCAGUCAGGGUGACUCCAUGUACCCUUUGGCAAGAGCUAGAUGAGGUGAAGGCGUCUGGCCUGCUGAGCAGCUUGACAACCAGAGAGAUUCGCCUUCAGGAGGCAAUGUUUGAGUUGAUCGGCUCUGAAGCGUCUUACCUAAGGAGCCUCGGAGUCGCCGUCAAUCAUUUCUAUGCGUCGAAGGCAGUGAAACAGACCCUGUCUCAGAUGGAGCAUCACGUUUUGUUCUCCAACAUUCGUCGCGUGAUGGCAGCCAGCGAAAAGUUUCUUAUGGAUCUGGAAACUCGACUGGGAGAGAGCGUGUUAAUAUCUCAGGUUGGAGACAUUGUGCUUCAGCACUGCCCAGAGUUUCACAGGCUCUACGUGCCAUAUGUGACAAACAUGAUGUACCAAGAGGCCCUCGUCAGCCAGCUGCUGCAGCAGAACCGAGACUUUCUGUAUUCGAUCAGGAAGCUUGAAAGUGACCCAGUGUGUCAAAGACAGAGCCUCAAGUCAUUCCUUGUCCUUCCCUUCCAGAGAAUCACUCGCAUUAAACUCGUCCUCGAGAGCAUCCUGAAACUGUCUGACCCAGGCUCUGACUCAGUGUUAAAUCUGGAAAAAGCAAUCGAAGCCAUUCAUGAGAUAGUGACAGAGUGUGACAGGGGAGUCCGAAAAAUGAAACAAAUUGAGGAGCUGGUCUGCCUGGAAAUGCUGCUGGAUUUUGGCAACGUUAAGUCAGUUCCUGUGGUCGUCAGUGGGCGUUUUCUGGUGCACCAGGGUCCUGUGAGACAGCUGACUGUGGAGGCUGCUUACAACUCAAGACUAUCCUUCAUCAGCGUCUACCUCCACCUCUUCAACGACCUGUUGAUCAUCUCCUCGAAGAAGGAUCAGAGGUUCACGGUCGUGGAUCAUGCUGAAUUUCCCACACAUGUGCACCCUGAGCAUCUGAAGACUGAGGCCCUGGGGCUCCCCCCAGACUCCUUCGUGUUACAUCUGUCUAAAAGUCAAAACGGACAACCGACCGCCAUGAUACUUGUCACACAUACAAGGUCAGAUAAAGAGGUGUGGAUGAAGGCGCUGUCAGCUAAACAGUGAUGGAAACGUGAUUAUGCUUUUUGAUUUUAUGCAUCAAACGUGGGUCAUUUUAACUUGCACAUUACUAUUAUAUACAUUUUUAAGAUUAAUUAAAAUUUAAGUUAACUGCACUUCAUAAUGUUCUUGACAGAGGCACUUUAGAGCAUCAUACGACACGACAUGAAACAUUCAAACAUGCACUGAAUUUGUCACAAUUAACAGGAUGCACAGGGGGUGUAAGAGGGUGAUUUUAAUUACUGGGAAUGUUUUGUUGACUUGUAUUAAAAUACUGGCUGCUUUUUAAGCAUUGUCAUGUCUUUAUUU
Chelmon rostratus (copperband butterflyfish) is the source of this 2682-nucleotide messenger RNA. Its product is annotated as rho guanine nucleotide exchange factor 19. Gene Ontology annotation, cellular component: nucleus; cytoplasm. The coding region runs from base 643 to 2379 and encodes 578 amino acids. The record is from RefSeq and is a predicted model, not a curated record. Lineage: Eukaryota; Metazoa; Chordata; Actinopteri; Chaetodontiformes; Chaetodontidae. The transcript has 12 exons. Gene Ontology annotation, biological process: activation of GTPase activity. Gene Ontology annotation, molecular function: guanyl-nucleotide exchange factor activity.